AUGGGUCGAAAGAUCUCCAAUGCCUCUAACUGGGUCCCCAUCGCCAAUGAGCCGGUCCUUACACCGCGCAAUCUCCACAUCGUCUGCGAUGGUGCUGGGUAUGCGGGUCUGAUGGUUGCGUACAAAUACAAACACGAAUACCACAUGGACGAUUUUGUUGAUCUGGCCAUCUAUGAGAAAAAUCCCGACGCUGGAGGAACGUGGUUUGAGAGUCAAUAUCCGGGACUUGCGUGUGACUCCCCCGCGCAUAUCUAUACGUUCCCGUUUGAGCCCAACCCCGAUUGGAGUAAACUUUAUGUUUCCGAUCUCGAGAUCUGGCAGUAUAUUCGCCGGAUGACGACAAAAUAUAACCUUGAUGAACAUGUGCGGUUCAACUCGACCAUCACAUCGACGAUCUGGGAUGACAGUAUUGGCCGCUGGCAGAUUAAAAUUCAAUCACCAGACGAUAUACUCAUCAAUGGCUCGGGGAUUUUGAACCGUCGGCGAUGGGCAGACAUCCCGGGACUACAUUCAUUCAAGGGAACACUUGUUCACGGCGCAGCAUGGGAUACCGAUCUCGACUGGACUAGAAAGCGAGUCGCCAUCAUCGGCAAUGGCUCAUCUGCUAUCCAAAUACUGCCACGGACGCAACGUAUAGCCAAGCACAUUAUGACUUAUAUCCGCAGCCCAACGUGGGUCUCUUCCAGCCCAGCGUUUCGAGAGAAUCCCGAUAAGCUUCGUACGCUGCGCAAGUCCCUUGGGCACGAAUCCAACUCAUUCUUUGGUAACGUGAUUCUCAACGAUGGUCCCCAACAGGCUGCUGCGCAGGCGGCUUUCACUGAAGAGAUGAAGAUACGACUCGGUGGUGAGAAGAAUGCGCACUUGCACGAGAAACUAAUCCCAAAGUGGACAGUCGGCUGUCGUCGAUUGACUCCCGGUAACAGCUACCUGGAGGCUCUUGUGAAGCCAAAUGUAACGAUUGAGAUGAGUCCAAUUCAAAAAAUCACGGACAAGGGCAUUGGCAAUGAAGCAUCUACUGAAAAAUUUGAUAUCAUCGUCUGCGCAACGGGGUUUGAUGUUAGCUUCUCCCCAUUCUGGGAGCUGGCGGGUAAGGAUGGAAUCCGUCUGGCGGACCAAUGGAAAGAGAGUCCCGAGGCAUACUUCGGCAUCUGCGCCCCAAAUAUGCCUAACUAUUUCGUCUUCAAUGGUCAAACUAUUGCUAUAGAAGACAUACGAUCUGUGCAAGUUCGCUCGGAUGCCACUCAUGACUAUAAUGUCUACACUCAGGAGUUAAUGGAAGGCACCGCAUGGAGAAGUGGCUGCCGUUCGUGGUAUAAGAAUGGUACGAUAGAUUGCAGGAUAACUGCCAUGUAUGCGGGCAGUGUUAUCCACUACAAGGAGAUGCUCGAAAGCUUCCGCGCUGAAGACUUCAGCAUCGGUUACCGAUGUCCUAAACGAUUCGGGUUCAUGGGAAAUGGAAGAACUAUCCACGAGAAGAACGGAGGGGACCUGGCAUACUAUAUCCAGUAAGGGCCCUGGUCCUAAGCCCUAUGAUUCGUUUCGUUUUAGGCUAGCUUUGAUUACUCAGAUAAAUAUCACGUGUUAAUCUGGCG
This is a messenger RNA of Aspergillus ruber CBS 135680, 1592 nucleotides long. Its product is annotated as flavin-containing monooxygenase. Gene Ontology annotation, molecular function: flavin adenine dinucleotide binding; N,N-dimethylaniline monooxygenase activity; NADP binding. The record is from RefSeq and is a predicted model, not a curated record. The coding region runs from base 1 to 1509 and encodes 502 amino acids. Lineage: Eukaryota; Fungi; Ascomycota; Eurotiomycetes; Eurotiales; Aspergillaceae. The transcript has 7 exons.